AUGUCCCCUCAGGAGACGCCUUGGGCCAGUGGCUUGCAGCCGCCCUCAGCUCCGACGGCCAUUUCGACCGCCCGACAGACAGCAGUCGCGUCUUCACUCAUCAGUCCCAAUACCGCGAGUUCGCAACGACUUUCGCCAGCGCCGACGAGAGAGGGCUCGUUUUCAUCAUCGAGCUCAUCGUCUUCCACUCUCUCCACUUCACCUCCACCCGUGCCGUCAACAUCGUAUAUUGGCAGAAAAGUCGCCUCUAAUCUCCAGCUCUUCAAGGAAACCGAGUCGGACAAUGUCGACUCUCAACAACGCCGGUCCUCAUCCCGUCAGCCGACGGUGACAGCCGGUCGAGAGACCGGCGAUGGCAAAGAGCAGCUGCCACUUACGCCCCCCAACGAAGAGGAGGAGGAAGUUCGUGAGACGCAGUUUGUUAAACGCGCGGCAUGGCCCGACCGCGAGGCGGCGGCUGUACGACGGGGCAAGAGCAUAGGUACUGGCGCAAGACGCGCUACGAGCAACAUUUCAACUACGUACAACGAUCGAGAGAGACGUUCCGUUGACAAGGACGCGACACGUCGCGAACAGUCGCUCUCAUCCGCCAAGGACUACUCGAAAGAUUUGGCCGACUGGAGGCAGGGCACGUUUGAACGUGGUCGUACACGCUCGCGAAAUGGCAGUUUCGGCACCGAUGACGAGGCAAAGGAGCAGGAGCAAUGGGCUCUUUCUGCAUCGCUCAGCAAGGACCCUGCAAUUCUCCAGCGCCCUCCUAUGCCGAAAAGGGACUCGACGACGUCGCUCAAAACCUUUCAGUCCAACUUGAGCCAGCAACGUGCGUCGACUCCCGGACACAACAGAAAGCCCUCUGUCACCUUUUCCCUGGCCGAGGAAGAAGUUGGAUCCCUCAUCGAGGUUGAUACAAAUAGGGACGUCUCUUCGGCCACUACGACAGACCCCCAGGCUCCUCGCGCAGUUUCGCCUCUACAAGAGACGACACCACCACCGCCUUAUCCACGUGUGGAUACCUCUAUCCCCUCCCCUGGCCUAGAGUCACCGUGGUCCUCCGAUUCCGAGUCUGCAUGGGACACGGCGUCCAUGGUAUCAUCUGUCGCAACCACAACUUCUCCCUCGCAUGAGCAUCUCCACAACUCCACCGUGCUACAUCGUUCCAGGCGUCGAAGAGAUUCCAAGGACACACUCGGCGCUCGCGGGGCGUCUCUGUCUCGACAUAGCGAUCAUGGUGAUGUCCGUGAAGAUGAUCUCGACAUUCCAGACGAGAAUGACGAGGCCGCGUAUGGAACUCUAGACGAGCUCGAGCCUCCUCUCCCAAAUGUCCCUCUUAAGCCGUUUCGUAAUCAAGUAGGUGGACAUAGCGCCAUCUACAAGUUUACAAAACGUGCCGUCUGCAAGCCUCUGGUCUCCCGUGAGAAUCUAUUCUACGAAGCCGUCGAGAGUGAGGCGCCUCCGCUCUUGGGUUUCAUCCCUCGCUAUCUUGGCGUGAUGCUGGUCAACUAUCGCAAAGUACGCAAGCAAGGCGCCUCUCAGCAGCAAGCAAGCCUUCCAGCGGCGCCUCAUGAUGACCUUGUAAGCACCUCGUCAGCUCCACCUGCCUUGCAAGAAGGGCAUGCCAACGGUGGUUUGCAUGGCGUUGAGAAGGCUGCUCUUCCGCACCCGACUGCAGACAAUAUAGAUCAGCCUCGACAGACAGGUGACCACGACACUCUGGUCCAGCCAGAUGCUUCUCCAUCGCGGCCACCACUAAGAAAGGCAAGCACGGCACCUGGUCUGCCGAUCUCUGGAAUAGCCAAGCAACGUGCCGAGCGUGUCUCAUCACCUGCGCGCUCGCCGAAGCGUUCUCGUCGUGACGACGAGGCCCAUCACGCAAGUGGCGAGGAUACAGAGGAAGGAGAGCAGGAGCAACCAGUCGUUCAACUUGAUAGUAAUCCCCACAUCCUCCCAGGCUGGAUGCUUCGAGGCAGACGAGAGUAUUACCGGUCUCUUCCUGGUGGUGCAGUACCGCCUCGUGGUCGUCCCGGCAUGUCUGGAUACACUACAUCUCAAGGUCAUACACCAAUUGUUCUCACACCUAUCAAGGGCCGCAGCCCAAUUAGGCGCUUGCAGGCUCCAGGUCCAGAAAGUGGAACGGCGUCGAGCCCGGAACUGAUCGCGACUAAGCCGGGAAAUAUUGCUACUCCCGACUUGUCUUCUCAGGGAAACACGCCACCUUCCGAGGCGCAUUCACCAUUAGUCAAGCCUGGUUUACGCCUCGACUCGCUUGUAAUGAGUCGAUUGAAUGAUUCACGUCGCUCUGAGGAUGAAUUUCAUCGCGGCCGCGCGCUUUCGUCCGUUUCCAUCGGCAACACCCCCACCUCGACCCGGUUUAUGACUUCAUCUGGGCAACCCUCGCCUAAUCCAUAUGGUUAUUACCCUCUUUCUCAGCACGGGGCCACUUCUGGUACAAUUUCACCUUGUCCGUCCUUCGGCGGGACUGGUACCACUUCUGCAAACACAAGAUUCCGUGACCACGUCUUCUCCGCUAUCUAUCGCAAAUUGCAUCGCCGUGGUGCGAGCCAUUUGCGUAGUGUCGCGAGCACCGAGGACGAACAGGAUUAUCAUGCCGAGGGAGAAUGCGAGGAAAAUGCUCUCAAGAGGGGGCUCAAGAAAGUCCGCAGUUACCGUCGACGUAGUGAAACCGUUACCCAAGCCACGCAUCCCGAAAAAGUCCCCAUCCAUCGAAGUUCUGUCUCCACUUCGACCAGAGGCAGGCGUGAAUCUGACUUUGGAGUGUCUUCAACAUCGGGACUCGUCCCAGAAGCCAUCUCGCGACUGCGUUUAGAGGAGAUUACGGGUGAGGGUGAGGAGGUUCAUGCCCUUCGGCGUGUGCGUAGCGAGGACAAUUUCUCUAGCCCAUCCAGGAUGAGAGCACUGGUCUCGCUUGCGGGUCCUGUUGACGACAAGGUCGAGCCUGCUCAGGAGCGAGAACCUUCUCCGUCGUGGACACGAGGAAGGCGUGGUAGUAUGGAGGUGUUCGACUUUGAUGAAGAGAAGACUCACAAUGCUCGUGGCGUGUCUGUCGAUGGAUUCAGACUUUCUCGGGGAGACAAAGAACAAGCAUCCCCUAUACAUCGGCGAAGUCGAUCUAGGUCGGUUGGCUCUCCAACCGCUUCUCGCCAUUUCGCAUAUGGAACACCGAAGCCUCAGUCAUCAAUGGUGUCCGCGACCAUGACACCAGCAGUCUCAAAGGAUACUGGAGUUGCGACCGUUCCUCUCUCUGUGCGUCACCUCGAGCCUCCACCUCCGGAUCCAGCAAUCACUCGACAGGAACAUUUUAUCCUCAUGGAGGACUUGACAGGUCGGCUCAAGCGCAGCUGCGUACUUGAUCUCAAGAUGGGCACACGGCAAUAUGGUGUUGACGCAACUGCUGCCAAGAAGAAGAGUCAACGCAAGAAGUGUGCAGGCACAACGAGCAAGUCUCUCGGCGUCAGAAUUUGUGGCAUGCAGGUGUGGAAUACUGUCGAAAAGAAGUACGUGAGCCAAAACAAGUAUACUGGCCGCGAGAUCCAACCUCAAGACUUCCCUGCUGUACUCGCCACCUUCUUCAACAACGGAGAGCGAUGCCUCGCUUAUCAUAUUCCUGUCAUCCUCCAGAAACUUUCGUCGCUUGCACAGAUUAUUCACCGACUCGAGGGAUUCCGUUUCUACGGUUGCAGUCUAUUGUUCAUCUACGAUGGCGGGAAGAACAUACAGAAAGACUACGAGCGCGCCUUGGCGGAGUCCAGCUGCAUGCCCCGAACCGGAGAGAUGCGCACAGGACGUAACCGUGCCAAGUCGGAGGAGCGCGAGGGGUCACGCAAGGUCAUCCGGCGUACGCAUUCCGAUGAUGUCAUGUUUGACCCCAACAUGGAGCAUUCUACUGGGAAAGACGAAAAGAAGAAGCGUGGCGAGGUCAUCAUCCGCAUCGUCGACUUUGCUCAUACCACAACCGGCAACGACUACCUCGUCUAUCCUCCCGACUACAAGUCGCCCAGCUCUGAGGAUCCUGCAGACGCCGAACGAGAGGUGCUCAAAAGUGGCAAGGGAUACAAGGCAGAAGUCGAUCCGGAGACGGGGCUCCUCUACGCACGGUUCCCGCCGCAUCAUCCUGAACUCCCCGACCUCGGGUUCCUCUUUGGCCUCAAGAAUCUCUAUGAGACGCUCGAAAAGAUUUACGAGGACGAGAGGCGUAAGCAAGGUCGACGGGCCGCUUCCUCGUCUGGCUCUUCCAAUGCCCCCGGUCGAAUUUCUUCGAACGCAUCUGUUACAUCCUUUUCCACUGUCGACGACGAAUACCUUCACCCCCUCUCUACCGAACCCAAAGACAUAUUUGCCACCAUUUUCCCUGACGAAGACGACCCCGGCAUGGUAUCCUCUUAA
This is a messenger RNA of Serendipita indica DSM 11827, 4401 nucleotides long. Lineage: Eukaryota; Fungi; Basidiomycota; Agaricomycetes; Sebacinales; Serendipitaceae. The record is from the annotation of a GenBank genome assembly.